AUGUCAUUUCAAAGCAACCGCCUUCCUUUACUGCAUGGCAAUAUUGACUGAGGCCAGGUCUAGUGAAAGUAGGAGGCGAGUGCACCUAUGUAGUUACAAAGUUACUCAUUGACUUGUCCUUCGCAACAUGAUUGAGGUGAACGCACCCCUUUCAGCCUCCAUUUUAUAGCACAGGUGAAAACAAAUGUUCAGUGACAAUGCUGCUUCAAUGUGAGCUAUAAGGAAGAGGGUCAUAUCCGCACCUGAGUUUCAGGUACAUAUUGACCAGGCUGACCAGGAAGUAGGGAACCAUGGGGUCCUGGGGCCCCGGUCUGUGUGUGGUUUUGUGUUUCUGGGGAACAGUUAGUUGGAACACACUUCACGGUCACAUUGUUGGCCCGUGUACUGUCAAUACUGGCACGGCAUCAUUUAACUGCAGUUGGAGGAAACUGGCCCAUAUUCCAACAGAGAUAUGGAACAAUGCAACCACACUGGACCUCUCUCAGAACCACCUGAACCUUACUAACCCUCAACACCUCAGACAACUACAGAGGUUGGAUCAGCUGGUUAACCUAAAUCUCUCAGGAAACUACCUCCCUCUGCUGGAGAAAGGCCACUUCUGCAGCCUGCCCUUCCUGCAGAUACUAGACCUCAGUGGUUGCCAACUGACCUCCAUGGAGGCUGGAGCUCUGCAGGGUUUACCCAGGUUAGGGAAGCUGUUUCUGGGGCACAACAUACUGCAAGCCCCCCUGUCUGUCUCUGCUCAAACUAUAUCCUUCCUGGAUCUCAAUGGGAACCAAGAGCUUGACCAUGGCUCUGAUGAUACGUCAACAGAAAUUAGAAGACCAUUCCAUAGGAAACUGUUAGAGGUCAUUGAACAUCCCAGCCCAACUCCAGCUAACUCAAUGACUACAACUAAUGGCAGUGAGGAUGGUGGUCAGAGCCGUUUCUCCAAAAGCUGGCAGUACCUGGUAGCAGUACUGGUGUCAGCCAUCUCCCUCUCCCUCCUCAUCGCUGUCCUGGCCAAAUGCCAGCUGGUCCGCCGCUACCUGGCCAGUUACCGUCACACCCGGCUGAUCGAGGGGGACACAGCCAGCCAGUGUGACCCCAACAGCCUGGAGGUAGGCUUCUCUAUGCACAACCAUGGGGGACAGGCACGGAGCCCCCACCCUGCUGCUGUCCCCCAGGGAGAGAUGUACAUGGAGGAUGAGGAGGAUGAUGAUGAUGGCUUCAUAGAGGAUAACUACAUACAAGCCAGCGAGAGGGAGAGGGCUAAGAGGGCACUGGAACUGCAGGAGGAGGAGGAGGAGGAUGACAUGGUAUUUUCCAUUGGCUAGAAGAGGUGGAAUGGGAGGGGAGAGAGAAAUUAGAAAGAAAGACAGACAGACAUACAUACAGAGAGAGAGAGGUCACUGUAGCCAAUUUGGACACUGAUUAGGGCCAAUGCUGAUGUCAAAUAUAUGCAUGUUGUCAUGACGUUGGCCUGGGGGUAGGUUUAUGACAGUCAUAAAUACCUCUUCCCCCCAUUUUCCUCUCUCUACCCUACUGAUGUUACAUUUGCAAAACCCUUGGUUAACAGAGAUUCUGGGAAAAUCAGAAGGUGGGGGGAAAUGAACUAUAUUCUGGUAAUCUGACCAAUGGAACAUAUGCGGUGGUACUUAAUGAAUAUGAUGUCAGUUCGGUUGUCAUCUGAGACAUUCUCAUCAAUGAUAAGAUUACAUAAACUCUACAGUGGAAAGUCUACACAUCAGAGUUAUCGGAUUCACAUGGAAUUGUUGUUCAAUAUAGAUGUUUGAAUAUGAAAUUAUUUGUGAUGGGAUGAAAUGUGAUUUUAGCUUCUAAAAUGUGAGAUUUGGGUUUUCAUAAGGUAGGGCUCUGCUCAAUCAGUGGCCCGCCCCUGUGAAGGGACGUGGGCUAUAAAACUUAUCAAACAAGCCCUCCUCUCCCUUCCUAUAUAAAGCCUUGAUGACAAUAUAACCUCCUGUUCCGAGGAUGUGAGGACGGCGGUCUGAUGUCAGAAUGGUUCAGAUAAUAACUACAGAACGAAGCCAACAUCAGCAUGAGCUUUGGUUGCGAAUGGUAUGAACUUUGAACUCUUAUUCACUACAGAAGUGAUACCUCCUAGCCAUUGAGUUAGCAACAGCAGCUGCAAAUUCAUGUUAGGAAGGAACAGACAGAGUAUUCCAUCUACCACACAACAACGUUACUACAACGUAUCCACUUUACCAGCAGAAACAUUCUUCAACGGACCAACCUACCGAAGCGCAGCUCAGAGUAAAUAUUUAUUGCAUUUUCCUUUUCCAAAUGGGCGGUAAUUUAGAAUGCAUAAGGUACUGUAUUUACGAUAGCACAGCUUCGCCCUUUGUUCCUCAGUC
Molecule: messenger RNA, 2354 nt
Organism: Oncorhynchus gorbuscha (pink salmon)
Lineage: Eukaryota; Metazoa; Chordata; Actinopteri; Salmoniformes; Salmonidae
Product: type III endosome membrane protein TEMP-like
Exons: 4
Coding region: 291-1316 (341 amino acids)
Molecular function (GO): protein binding
Source: RefSeq, a predicted model, not a curated record